AUGGUAGACCAGAAGCUAAGCCAAGGAAAAAUCUUGAAAAUUAUGAACAUGGUGAAAAACAAAGAACUGAGCGUUGAAGAAGCCCUGGAUUUAGCAGAAAGAGAGAAAAAUUCAGAAGAAAAAGAAGAAAAGCAGAUUGAUUCCCUGGACUUGCCAAACAGCUCGCAAUUCAACUUCAUUGUCUACAAAUAUAACCGCUACCGGUGGCAGAAAAGGAUUUUGCAGAUUGAUCUGAGCACCAAGACAAUUUUUAACAUAGAGAAAGGGAUAAUCAAAAAACAGUUCCCGUUUCCCCAAGUCAAAUCCUGUGCAUACAGUGAAGGAAGACGUUUCAGAAUUAACUUCCAUGGACGCGAGGACUAUAUACUGGAAGCAGCAUCGGUGGAUGAUAAAAAUAAGAUAACACAUCUCCUGUGUAAGAUUAUACAGAGUAACGCUUGCAGAGGGCUGGCAGAACCUUGCUGUGGUGAGCCUGAAAAAUGUGAUGUGAUCCACGAAGGAAUUUUGGAUCUACAGCUAGAGACGCCAAAGUCCAUUAAAUGGGUGAAACACUUUGUUCAGCUGAGCGAACGGGAGCUGAGCUUACAUUGCAUCGACCAACGCCAGAUGGAGACGGUGGCUCCUAUAGCAAAAACAAUUAACUUGUCAAGUGGAGAUGCAGUUGUCAGCGAGGAGGAUGGUUCUGGCACCUUCAUGCUUCGAACAAAGGAAGCCAAGUACUUAUUCCAAAUACCCUUUACUGUCCAGAACAACAAACUAGAGGACAUUACCAAGCUCCGAAAUGAGUGGAUGCUGCUCAUAGACAGAUACUGCUCAUUGCCAAAGGCAGAAUCCCUGACUCAGGGGAAUGUCUCAGAAGCGGUGUGUGAGGAAGCUCACUGUUUAAAUGAAGGGAAGAUGGAACAGCCCAUCUGUUUCGGUUUGGAAUCUCCUACAGCUCCAGAGGCUGUGACCUUAGCCCACACUCUACAGGAGAAGCGUCCUUUGGUUUCAGCCUUGGGUCAGCUUCCUGGAAGAACGGCAGAUGGGAAAGCCCCGCCUCCUUUCCCCAAGUUGUCCAGCCAGCCUCCAACAUCAUCAAGAACAAAAGCCUUCCACUGGGAAGUAGUUCCUCAGGAAAAGAUAGAGAAAUCAAUCUGGACAUCCUGCCACCUGGGCCAGAAAACCAUAGAUGUGGCUCGGCUUCACAACCAGUUUCGUAUUCAAGAAGUGGUGGGAACUCAUGGCAAUGAGCCUCUCCCGACACAACAAAUUAUGCUAAACCCAAAAGUUGCGCAUAACUUCAACAUUUUUCUUAAAAGUUUCCGCAUAAAGCCAAGCCAGCUGAAAGAAAAAUUAUACAUUAUACAUGAAGACAGUGGUGGACUUAGCAUUGAGCAGAUUACAGCACUAAGAAGAUACCAGCCCACUGCGAAAGAUAUAGAAAUGUACAUGUCGUUCAAAGGGUCUCCUUCAGAACUGCAUCUGGUGGAUCAAUUUAUGCUAGAAAUGUGUAAAAUACCUAAUUUAUGCAAGAAACUUGACCUCUUGCAUUCCAUUCGUGAACUACCAGAAUCCAUGGCUGAACUGCGGCCACUCAUAAACCAGAAGAUCAGGGCAUGCAAACAGCUGCAGGACAACCCGAGAUUUGUUGCUGUGCUGGAAUAUAUCUUAGCCAUUGGGAACUACUUAAAUGAAAAUGCUGGGAGAGAGAAGGCCAAAGGCUUUCAGCUGUCUUCUCUGGCUAAAUUAUCAUUGCUACGAGGGAAGGAGAGGAAUUUCACCUUGCUCCAUGCCCUUGUGGAACAGAUCUUCUUACAUGAGCCUGAUUUGGCUACAUUUUCUCAGGAGUUGACAGAAUUUAAAGCUGUUUCUGCUGCUUCCAUCAAAGGUCUCAGUGCUGAAGUUGAAGUUUUACGGAGAGAAUUAGACAGCAUUGCUGAGUGCAGAAGACUAAUCAAACCCAAGGUUAUCAAGGCAGGAGCUGUGGAGUCACAGUUCUACAAAGAGCUGAAGGAUUUGAUUCAGGCAUAUGAAGGCGACCUUUCUCAGUUAUUUAGAAGCUGUCAAGAAAUGAAAAAGGCCUAUCACAACAUACUGAUGAAAUUUGGGGAAGCAGAAGAUCGAGACUCAGAAGAGCUUUUUGCCUGGAUUUCAACUUUUAUCAGUGAUUUCAGAAGAGUCUCAGCCGAGAUGAUACCAUGAGUGCAGUCACUGUUUCGGAAAACUGAACGGUGUUGCCUUGAGGGUGUCAGCAGAAAUCGGAUGAUUUGUGGGGUUAUUGUUUUAGUCAUUUGUACAUCAAUGAAUUUCUGCUUGAAUGUAACUUUCUUAAUGACCUUGCAGACCCUGAAAAACCACUGCUGCCAGGAAGGCCCAAAUGGGAUUUACAAUAGUUCUUCCAGCUAGGUAGAGUAAGGAGAACAGGACAGUUGAUUUGUACUCAGGCCUGAACCAGUCUCUGGAUGUAAGCCAAGAACUUCCUAGCUUUGUGAGAGACCAUGGACUAUAUAUGAUUCGCCACUUUCUCCAAUGUGCUGCCCUUCAGAUGUUCUGGAGCAGUUUUUGAACAUCCAGAAGGCAUCAGCUUGACAGAGGUUUUUUCAGACACAGAAGAACAGUGAUGUUCCACUGUAGCCCUGCAACUUGAAAGCAAUAUAAAGCCCUUUUAUGAGCCACCUUUGGUAUAAGUUAUAGAAAUCUAUCACUUUGCCCUUAUUGUAUGUGGAUAACAGAGGAGUGCUUUCUACUGACCUCAGGUAUCCUGAACUAGAGAAAACAGCAUCCACGUGUACAGGUGCCCUCAGUGCUGGCCCUAGACCAAAGAGUGCCCCAGGUGAGGAGCAUCCUCAGUGGCCCUCUAUUGAAUACCUUUUUUUCUGACUGCAUUCAAAGCACAGUUGAUUAAUGCACAGAUUGGAUGCAUGGCUUGUCCCCGUCAUCCUAUCCCUGACCACAAGCACACAGAUCACUUCAAUGCAAGCUGAUUCCACUGAAUGGGCAACUGUUGUUUGAAAAUGUACUCAUAAUAAAAAUAAACAA
Molecule: messenger RNA, 3021 nt
Organism: Podarcis muralis (Common wall lizard)
Lineage: Eukaryota; Metazoa; Chordata; Lepidosauria; Squamata; Lacertidae
Source: RefSeq, a predicted model, not a curated record